AUGCCAGCAGAAGAUAUAAAAUUACCACCAGAGCCAUCUGGUAAAUGUUCCAAAGCUUUACAAGAUAAAAUAUCUAGUUUAUAUGAGAAAAUGAGAAGAGAAGGUUUGAAUUUAAACAGAACUAUACAGAAUAGAAAAGAUUUUAGAAACCCAAGUAUAUAUGAGAAAUUAAUAGACUUUUGUAGUAUAGAUUCACAUGGCUCAAAUUUUCCCACUGAAAUUUACAAUCCUUAUUUAUGGUCUAAAGAGUCUUACUAUGAUGAAUUAGAUAAAGUUCAAAAGAAAGAAAUGGAAAAAAGAGAAAAGGAUAGAAAAGAUAAAACCAAAGUAAAUGACAAGAAACGUAAAUCAAAAUGGGAUUCAGCGCCUCAUGCCUCAUCAUUAACUACCUCAAUCACUGGAACCAAAUCAACUGUUAUCUCAGCUAUAGGUGUCAUUUCUAAAAAGUCUAAGUGA
Molecule: messenger RNA, 456 nt
Organism: Lottia gigantea (owl limpet)
Lineage: Eukaryota; Metazoa; Mollusca; Gastropoda; Lottiidae
Exons: 6
Coding region: 1-456 (151 amino acids)
Biological process (GO): regulation of DNA-templated transcription
Cellular component (GO): nucleus
Source: RefSeq, a predicted model, not a curated record